Messenger RNA from Amoebophrya sp. A120, 4541 nucleotides. Lineage: Eukaryota; Dinophyceae; Syndiniales; Amoebophryaceae. The record is from the annotation of a GenBank genome assembly.
AGAGACGAAGUUUUUAGCAGAAGAGGCGACAGGUGCCUGAAGCGCCGACAAGACAACUAAGUAUCGCUAUAAAUCCAGGUGACCUGCGACGUACGGUGCGGCAAGUACUGCUUGAAAUCACAGUAGUUCGUCCCGCGAAAUGAGUUUCUCUCCCCAGCAGCGUCCUCGCUCAAGGUGGCCUUGCAGCCGCAUCCGCGAGGGUGGUGGUAGUGCAAUGUUGUGGCUCUUGUCGGGACAACAUCCGCAGUGGCACCAGACAUGCGAUGUUUGUUUUCCCAUGAGCGUUCUCAACUUGGGUUACCCCUGUGGCGUUGCUGCCGUGCAGCAGGGCCGUGUCCAGUCGUCCAGCGGGGGGCAUGCCAGCACGCUCGAGGUUCCAGUGGGUGGCCGCGCCGAGCAGACAGUGGCGGAACUCGAUUCCACAGGGAAAUUGUUGCGCAGGGAAGUAGAGCUGCUGGAUAAAAAUAGUACCCGUUUUGUAAUAAAUCCUCCUACAGCAUCCUCUUCCUCUUUCGUGGAGGAUCAUGCGGAGGUUAUUUUCUCCGGACAGGACGCGGAAAAAUCCAAAUCGUCUGGAAGUACAAUCAUCGCCGAGGAGAAGAGCAGCAACAGCGCGACCGAAAAGAAAACCAAAACGGAACAAACGUUCAGCGACUUUUUUUGGAAGACGGAGGACUACCCUGCCACUGAGGCUGCGAAGGCGAAAUCCGUGGCAGAACUGGAAAAGUUUGAGCUCGCCGAGCCGCCCGGAAAUUUUACGGUAAAUUCGCCGCUAGCUCCGCUCUCCGUGGCAGCUUACGGUAAAUUCUCCGCUUACGGUAAAGUCCCCGCAAAGCAGCUUUCAGCGGGACUUGGCCAGCGGGACCCGGAGGAGCAGCUUCAAACGUUGCACGAAGAGCCUUCGCUCGCCUACGUUUCCGUUUCCCCCGCAACGGAACAGGAACUUGGGUCGUCCUUCAACGAGUUCUUCUGGGAUAUGGAGGGCUCGUACCCAGCCACCGAAGCGGGCAGGAAAGCAUUCGCGGCAAAAUUGGAGGACUUUGCAAUUGCAGAACCGCCAGGAAGUUUUAGGGCGCCUCCGCCCCUAGCGCCGAUACACGCGGGUGACUGCGUCCGAACCCCGCAGUUACGAAAGCUGUUUGAGGAGGAGCUGAUCAAGACGCCACGCACCGUGGUUGAUUUUUCGUAUUUCGGCACUGCCAGUCGCGACGCGCUCGAAGUUCGGAUGCAGGAACUGCAGGACCAGGUCGAUUUGUUCGUCAUCACCGAGGCCGACAUUGACCAUCGCGGGCGAACGAUCCGCAGCGACUAUUGGCCGGAGGUUCUUUCGAAGCAAGCUGUUUUUCGCGACUUCGGCCCAGACCGCGUGCUGCACUUGCCCCUGCACUACCCGCGCGCAGCGGACGGCGGUGGUGCAGUGUCCGGGGCUGGUGACGAGAGCUUUGCGUCGGGAGUCUUCAUGCGGAAAGAAGGGUCCCGCUUGCUGCACGCUGAAUUGCAGAAGCGGUUUUUUGCUGAAGAGGAUCAUGAAAUCGACGGGGCGGAGCAGGCUAUUCAGCAUCAACAUCCACAACGAGGACAGCCGACAGUGAGUUCGUGGGCUCUUCUAGUGCUGACUGCGCACACGGAUGAGACCCCAAGUCGCAAAGCGGUGCAACUACUGCGCAAUUGUAAAUUCCUGGGGGAGAAGAUCGAAGACCAUUUUCCCCUGCGGACAGCAUCGCUGAUGGUGCAGAAUCUGAUCGACAAAGCCUUUCGCUCCGAUUUCCCCGCCGAAUCCGCGCACCCGUACGAAAUAUCGCGGCCUGGCUUCGCGUUGUUUCAUCCCAGCCACGACGACGCUCUAGAACUAGAUACAUUUGCGCAUGUCUCAAAUGUUGGCCAGGAGAAGAUUAUUUAUGGUGGAGCACACAUGACGGGCUACCCGUUUAUCCCCGCAUGGUUUUUGAAAAACCUGCAGUGCACAGAUGUGCUUGCGGCGGCAGCGCUUUCCGAAGACUGGGCCAGUCUGCAUCGGGAGAUCAGGCAAGCCUGUGCGGCAGGAGGGCCAGGUACGAGUGAUUCGCCGCGAAAGGACCACCACGCCGAAAAAAUCGCCGCAGUGCUUGCCACCCACAACUUGGACCGAACGACCGACAACUUCGCGGACCGCUUUGCAGAUCCGACAGCCCCCAAAGAGUCCGACACUGCAUAUGCAGACAUGCUGCACUUGCCCGACUACUUCGUCUUGAAUCGGAACCGUUUUCCCGCCUGGUUUGGCAAACGGCAAGACCCACGGGCGACAAUUUUGUGUCCGCCCCCAGCCUCAGUACAAGGAGCCCGGGCGGCAGAGCAGCUUUCUUCAGCGGGACUUGGCCAGCGGGACCCGGAGGAGCAGCUUGAAACCUUGAACGAAGAGCCUUCGCUUGCCUACGUCUCGGUUGCCCCCGCGACGGAAUUGGAAUGCCUUUGCCCGAACUGGCGCACGGUAGCCGAGCAAGGCCGCAACCGCGAAGUGCCGCGGUCCAACGUUUUCGUCAUGUCACCGCAGCGCCCGUCGCUGAUAUCGAAAGAAGAGGCGGCCGCCAUGUUCCCGGGGCUCUUCGGCGACGGAGCUCCUGCCUGGAAUUCGACAAAUUCUACUUCGACGGCGAAGCCGGAGCUAAUAUUAAGCGAGUCUUCACCUCCAGCGCCAGACGGUCGCAGAUGCGGGCAAGAACUUUCCGCCGGCAUACAGCACUUCAACCACGAAGCAGCCUGGCGGGCAGUGGAGCUGAUCUCUUCCUUUCUGGAAUCCGAAAAGCUGUUGCAGGACAGCAGCAUCUAUCAAAUGCAAAAAUGUCUGGGUCUGGAAGAUUGCAACUUGUCAUGCUGUUUUUGGACUCUAAAAUGAUCUGUAUUGCAUGACCAGCAAGAUGGGUGCGCUUUGUGCUACACGGGCAGGGCAUUUCUCAUGCGGAAGGUACAUCAGGAAGCACUUUAAAAGUCUGCGACGCUAGGCCAUGCAUUGCAGGCGUCAUGGGUCAUAUUAAGAAAUAUGCAUGACAAGUCUUGCAUUCUUCCAGACCCAGACAUUUUUGCAUUUGAUAGCAUCACGCUGCUCGAGGCCUUCGAGGACCUGAACUCGUGGACCAUGCGAUCCGACCUUUGGCGCGUUGCAAUUGUUUAUUUGUGUGGAGGCGUGUACAUGGACGGAAAGGCAGCCGCUGCCAGACCUCCCGAAGAAGCCGACGCGAAGAUGACAGCAGGUGGAGGUCAUAACAAGCUCAGGCAGCCGGCGGUCCUCGAUGCGCUCUUCUCUGACGACUCCGAGACGCAAAAUUCCACUAUUGUACUCGCACCAGGCGACGCGGGGUUUUGCCUGGAUAGCGGCUGGGGUGCUACGAGCAAAAAAGGGAAGGUGCACAGUGCGUUUUUUGCUGCACCCCCGCGCAGUUCUGCGCUGCUUUACAUCCUGCAGCAGCAAAUACGCAAUGUGCAAACUCAUUCGCGCGGGCAUGCUGAGGACGGAGCGCACAGAGAUCUUGAUCCUACUUCCCCGGGCGCAUUCUCCGACGGGCUUCUGCAGCACGAGUGCUUCCGGCGGACUUUUUUACCGAGAUGCGUUGGCACCUCUGUGGGAGAUUUUCCAAUCGCAUCCACAUCCGAUUUGCGACACGGCGCUGAUGCAGUUUUCGUAUCAAAUGCAAAUAUGUCUGGGUCCGGAAGGAAGCAGGCACUUGUAAUGCAUUUUUUGCACCUGAGUGGAGGUCUGAAAUGCACUCGGGGCAUGACAAAUUGUGCAGAGACCUCUGCAUGCCUAGUCUGCAUGAGAAAUAAUGCCCUAUCUAGGAGACAAAAAGCGCACAUCUUUUGCUCUCUAUGCAACGUAGAUUUUUUGCUAUUCCAGAAUCCGGCGCAUGACAGGGCUGGAUUCUUCCAGACCCAGACAUAUUCGCGAUGGAUAUUUCGUGAUGUUCGACCAGAACUGGAUACGAGGUUACAAAGCAAGUAGAGACGUGCUCCACGACGCUGGCCUUCGAGCAUCAGCCGGCUCACACUUGCACAACGCAACAAGAACAGACGUGCGCCAUGAUGAUGCUCCCUUUGCAGCAAGAAGCCACGAGGAGCAUAAUACACCUUUCGACGACGAGACCGCGGAUCCCUCCAGUGGGGGCGACACCUUAGCGCAUGCCAGCUGUGGAUCAGACCAGCAGCUCGCACAAGAUCUGAAGUCGAUCGACUUCGAAGAUUUUGAUCCACCGCCGUACGACGAGAAAUCCAGCGAAAGUUUACUGGGAUACUUCUGGACCACGGGAUGGCUUGCUUCGCCGAACCUGAACGACAACGAAAAAACGAAUAGCCGUUUCGAUUUCGAGCGGGGUGCCUUGUUCACCUUCGAUCACAAAGAACAUGAGCGAGUGCACGUGUACUCCGCGGAGAAAAUGAAAGAGGCCGGCCGCUGGGACCCGAAUAUUUGCGGCGACGGCCAUUACGGAGCACUGUUCGAGGCGGACCUGUGGGGGAUUUUCCAGACGCAUCCACGUCCGAUUUGCGCCGUGGCGCUGAUACUGUUUUCGUGA